Molecule: messenger RNA, 2562 nt
Organism: Stegostoma tigrinum
Lineage: Eukaryota; Metazoa; Chordata; Chondrichthyes; Orectolobiformes; Stegostomatidae
Gene: acsf3
Product: acyl-CoA synthetase family member 3
Exons: 10
Coding region: 450-2261 (603 amino acids)
Biological process (GO): fatty acid metabolic process
Molecular function (GO): medium-chain fatty acid-CoA ligase activity
Source: RefSeq, a predicted model, not a curated record
UCUGGUUUGAUUCCCCUCGGACUGUUUCUCUGGUUGCUCGUUGCACCCGGACUCUCAGUGGCGGCUCUAUUUCCGGGCUACAGGAGGCUGAGGUGAAGUGAGGGACUAGGAGGGAGCGAGGCCAAGGUCGGGCGGCUUAGUCCGAGUCUGGCCAGUUCGGUCCGGCCCCCUUCACCCAGGCCAUGGCCAGAACCCCCCCCACAAUUACAAGCCCACUCCACAAUCCAACUGAAUGUGACGGACACAUCUCAAUGUCGGAGCGGUGGAGAAUCACGCCGCCGGUUGAUUUGUCCGUGUCAACAUCUUCCUAUCCGUGUCAGGGAAGCCGAUAAAUUUUCAACAUAUGUGCGGUUGGAUUGCGAGGAAAGGGAGAGGCUGUUUCCGAUGGCUAAGCAAUAAGAACGAGACGAUCAGCAGAAAGAGGAUAUCAGCCAAGAUAACGGAGCAUCAUGAGUUGGAGGAUGUUGUCUAGUUUUCCGAGGUGUGCUGCCGGGCCAGUGAUUUACUGUGCCAAUUGCUGGAGUCAACGUGUGUGUGCUGUUUGGAUCGUAAAGACCCAUCAUGUCUUAAAAAGGAAGCUGAGCACUACAACAUCCUUAUUAAUAAAAACCGAACAGGUUUUCACUAAAGCUGGAAGUUUUGCAGAAAGACUUGCAAUUGUGGAUGAUAAUGGUCGUUACACAUACAGAGACCUCUAUCUAUACAGUCUGGCCCUUGCAAGAAAGAUUCAUUCUGCGCUAGGAUGUCUUGAUGGUGAUGUCAAGGAGCAAAGAAUUUCAAUCCUGUGUCCUAAUAAUGUCUCAUAUGUUAUCGCUCAGUGGGCAUCUUGGAUGAGUGGUGGAGUGGCUGUGCCCUUGUGCAAAAAGCAUCCAGCUCCAGAACUUGAGUAUGUUGUUCAGGACUCUCAGAGCACAUUAAUUAUUGUGGAAAAGAAUUAUUUAGAGUUAAUAACACCAGUUGCUGACAGACUAGGUGUGAAGUGUCUUCAGUUACCAGAUUACAGUCCGUUCCAAGAAUCUUCUGAUAAUGGACACCUGGAAAAAUGUGGUACUGCUCCUGUGCCAGAUGCUGGUUUUGUUGUCACAGACUGGAAAGAUAGGGGAGCCAUGAUACUGUACACGAGUGGGACAACAGGACGCCCUAAAGGAGUCCUCACCACCCACGGAAUACUAUGCCAUCAGAUUGCCAGCCUUGUGAAGCAAUGGGAAUGGAGCAAAGAUGAUGUUAUUCUCCAUGUUUUACCACUACAUCAUCUCCACGGAAUUCUCAAUAAACUGCUAUGUCCUCUCUGGGUGGGUGCAACCUGUGUGAUGCUGCCAGAAUUCACUCCCCAACGGGUUUGGGAGUACCUGUUGAAAACCGAUUGCACAGAAAUUCCUCGGAUCAACAUGUUCAUGGCAGUGCCUACUAUAUAUGCCAAACUCAUUGAGUACCAUACCAAGUACUUCAGACAGAGCCACGUAAAGGACUUUAUAUACAGUAUGUGCCAGAGCAACAUCAGGUUAAUGGUUUCAGGAUCUGCUGCUCUUCCUGAACCAAUACUGAAGAAGUGGAAAGAAAUCAGUGGCCACACAUUGUUAGAGCGAUAUGGAAUGACUGAAAUAGGAAUGGCUCUCUCCAAUCCAGUCCAUGGAGUCUGUAUCCCAGGAGCUGUUGGGACCCCUUUGCCUGGAACUGAGGUGCGCAUUGUGAUGGAAAACUCCACAAGGAAUCAUUCUUCCUACACUGUCAUCGCUGAGGGGAACAGUAGAGAAACUAAGGUGAAACCUGGAAUGGAAGGCAAGGAAGGAGAGCUGCUGGUUAAAGGAAAGUCAGUGUUUCGAGAAUAUUGGAACAGAACAAAAGAAACACAGGACUCAUUUACAUCGGACGGCUGGUUCAAGACAGGGGACACGGUGUGUUAUAGGGACGGGGUUUACUGGAUCCUGGGCCGCAGCUCUGUCGAUAUCAUUAAGAGUGGAGGACACAAGAUCAGUGCCCUGGAUGUUGAGCGCCACCUUCUGGGACAUCCGCAUAUUUCAGAUGUUGCAGUUAUUGGUGCCCCUGAUAUGAUCUGGGGACAGAAGGUGGUCGCAGUUGUGCAGUUAAAGGAAGGAUUUUCACUAUCCCAGAAGGAGCUGAAGGAAUGGGCCAGGCAGUACGUGGCCACCUACAGUCUCCCCACAGAGUUGAUCCUUGUGGAGGAAAUACCUCGCAACAAUAUGGGAAAAGUGAGCAAGAAAGAUCUGCUCAAACGCUUUUAUCCCACAACUAGCAAAUAGGCCAGAUUUCUCCAAGCCACACUUUCUGCGUCUUGCUAUCUCAGCGUCACAACAUAGUGAAGAUCCAGAACCUUCUCAGAUCCCACCUUGGUCUAACCCUCUCCAGUCAUCAUUGAUAGGGAACAAAUAACAGAAUGGGAUCAUUUGGGGACAGAAUGGUUGAACAGAGACUUGGUGCCCUUAAUAGCAUCAGGUGGAGCAUUGUCAAUUGGUCAUCUGUUGGCUGACCAGUUCAAAAAUCGGACUGUAGCCUAACUGCCAGGACAAAGACUUUUACCAUUAAAAAGGAAAUUUGAAUCUC